AUGCUUAUGUACGCGUGUCUUCCCAUGAAGAUGGACUGGAUUCUCAAUGCUACAGGACCUCAAACAGAGAGUACCUGGGAGACUGGUACGGCCUGCGGUUACUUUCUGAAUGCGACAAGCACCUCACCGGUUUUGAUGUCUGGUUAUAGAGUCAGUAAUGACAGCGAGGAUCCGGCAUAUGGGGAAGCUUUAUUGAUGCGUACUCUUCCGCUCGUCACAAAUCCAAGUAGGCAACCACUAUAUGGCGGCUCCAUCAACUUCAAAAGCCUCAAUCACCCAAUCUUAGACGCUCUUAUCGUGAGCUCACAAGACGGUUCAGCGGAAAGCGUGUACCGAAAAGAAACACCCAUUGCACAUGAAUGCGUACUUUCGUGGUGCAUCAAAACGAUUCGCUCAUCCUAUUCGUGGGGUGUUUAUCACGAGGACGUGGAGGAAACGAUCAUCAAUACCACCCGAACGCCAUACCCGUGGACUUCCAAAUAUAUUCCCCACCUCCGCACAACGGACACAGAUUAUCACGGAAACAUCAGCAUCUAUAAUUCGGACAAAAGCCAAGACAAACUUGAGUAUGGCCUCUCAAAUAGCACGGUCUUUUCCUUUGUGACCUUACUUGAUGAGAUAUUUCCAUCCUCAAUCACCGUCGCGAACGAGACAGCAAAUGCCCUUUUGAAGAUAAGGACCAGUUUCAAUGACAGAGUCAUGUUUCGAGCAGUGCGAUUCAGUCCAUGGCUCGCUCCCAACAACGUCACGCACCACAUGGAGAGGAUGGCAACAGCCUUGACCAAUGCUAUGAGGUCCGAUUCCAGCAGUAGAGAAUUUAUGGAGGGUGAUGCUUCUGCUCUAGAGACCUUUGUGAAGGUCAACUGGGCCUGGCUUGCUUUUCCACUGGCCAUGCUCGUUUUGUGUGUCGUGUUUCUGGUCGCCACGAUGCUCAGAACUUCGCGCGGCGAAAAUGGAGAAUUAGGAAUCUGGAAGACGUCCGCCAUGCCGACAUUGAUGUACAGUCUACCGCGAGACAUGCGUCACGACCUGACGAAGAAUGCGACAUGGCGGAGCGAGGAGAGCGGUGGAGCGAAGCGGGUGAGAAUACGACUGCUGCCUGACCAAGGUUGGCGGGUUUCUGGGUAUAUGUGCACAUCGCCGACGUCGGACAGAAGAAAUCGUUCUCAAGCGCCGCCUGGCUGGGUAUAG
Molecule: messenger RNA, 1191 nt
Organism: Parastagonospora nodorum SN15
Lineage: Eukaryota; Fungi; Ascomycota; Dothideomycetes; Pleosporales; Phaeosphaeriaceae
Exons: 2
Coding region: 1-1191 (396 amino acids)
Source: RefSeq, a predicted model, not a curated record